GUACCAUCCAGUUGUAGUUCGACGAUCGAUCGGUGCAGUCAUCUGUGGUUCUGGUGAAGUUUUGCAUUACAAACAUGACCAACGCGACGUUCCGCUUGGUCCAGCUUGGUGUACUGGUGGCGGUAAUUGCAGUUCUAGCUUGCGCCUCUUCUGUUGACCAUGAUGGCAGCUACGGGGGGUUCAAACUUUUCUCCGUGCGUCAAGCAGAUGAGGCGGCCGUGAAGCAUCUCCGGGAGCUGCAGUUAUCGAACGAUGAGUUGGAUUUUUGGAAGCUCGAUCGUAUCGCUGGUUCAGAGGCACACGUUCUUGUCCCUCCGUCCGAGGUGCAACCGUUCGUCGCCGAUCUGCUCAAGAACCGCAUUCAGUUCCGCGAACUUAUUUCCGAUUAUGGAAGAAUUAAGAACGAAAACCCACGCUACAGCUCAUCGCGCCGGUGGUCGAACAAGAGCCCAAUCUUGACCAAGUAUCUGCGGCACCAGGAAAUCAACGAUCUGCUCGAAUCGUAUGCCAAGCGGUAUCCCAGCUUUGUAUCGCUCAAGGAGAUUGGCCGAUCGUACGAAGGACGUUCGAUCAAAUCCAUCACGAUCCGUUCACCGGUCGUCGCGGCAUCCCGCAACGCAUCCCGACCGAUCGUUCUACUCGAUGCCGGAAUUCAUGCCCGGGAAUGGGCCGCACCAGCGACGGCCAUGUACGUCAUCAGUGAGCUGGUGGAAAAUGCGGCCAAACACCGGGAUCUGCUCGAUGGGCUAACCUGGAUCGUGGUUCCGGUGGUCAAUCCGGAUGGGUACGAGUAUAGCCACACGGGCAAGCGACUCUGGCGCAAAACACGCCGCCCAACGGGCCUGAGCUGCUUCGGUAUCGAUGGUAACCGGAACUUUGAUUUCCACUGGUCCGAAAUCGGUUCCUCCGAUAGUCCGUGCUCGGAUACGUUCCACGGUGAGCACUCAUUCUCCGAACCGGAAACGCAAGCCAUCCGGAACGAGCUGCUGCGGUUGAAGGGAAGCUGUAAGUUUUAUCUGACGCUCCACUCGUACGGUGAAUAUCUGCUGUACCCGUGGGGAUGGACCUCUAAGCUGCCCGAGGGAUGGGAGACGAUCGAUGAGGUGGCAAGGGCUGGGGCAGAUGCCAUCCAUGAUGCGACCGGAACCUCGUACCGGGUCGGUAGCUCGACCAAUGUGCUCUAUGCUGCCGCCGGUGGUAGUGAUGAUUAUGCGUUCGCCGUUGCUGAAGUGCCGAUUGCGAUCACGAUGGAACUGCCGGGUGGUGGGAAUGCUGGCUUCAAUCCGCCGGUCAGUCAGAUCGAGGAAAUUGUAAAGGAAUCGUUCGUUGGCAUUCGGGCGAUGGCGCUCGAUGUGGCUCGAAAAUAUGCCUAAGCGGGCUGUUGGCAAGGAUUUGCAUGCAGUCGUGCGAUGCUUUAGUUGUGUUUAUAAUGCCUGAAAUAUAGUCUAUGAAAACUCCAA
Anopheles aquasalis is the source of this 1460-nucleotide messenger RNA. RefSeq names its product carboxypeptidase B. NCBI's taxonomy places the organism in Eukaryota, Metazoa, Arthropoda, Insecta, Diptera, Culicidae. The record is from RefSeq and is a predicted model, not a curated record. Gene Ontology annotation, molecular function: zinc ion binding; metallocarboxypeptidase activity. Gene Ontology annotation, biological process: proteolysis.